GGCUGGGCCUGGCAGCCAUCUCUGAAACAAGCAGCGCCGCCAAACCGCUUACCAGCCGCUAGAUUCGGCCAGUGGCUGGCUCUGCACAUCUUAACUGACACUAAUCUGGCAGCUUCUGUGGUGGACUACUACCCAUCACCUGUCCAUAAGCAGCCUCCCUGUCGCAACUCUCCCGCACUCCUUGUAGCACCGAUUUGGUGCGGACGACGUGGCAAAACACCUCUGCCGCCGCAGAUGGCGGCACACGCAUUGGCUGUCUAUUCUAAGACGAGAUUACCCGCAUAUUUGAUCGACGGCUACUGAUAGCAUCAGAGCAUAAGGCAUGAUUUUUGCAACAUUGGACUUCAAGUUUGGACUGCAAGCAUUUGGCUGCAUUAUCUUAGGGAUUACCGGCAAUUCCACCCAACCAAACGGUUGUUACUCGCUGCUGUCGGAGGACAUUUGGUUGUAGCGACUGAGGCUUUUGAAUUGGAACUGCAACUGUCGGCUUCCCAUUGCCUGGUAUCUGAAAACUUCCCCGAAUGCUAAGCCGAAGGAAGUCGUUACACAAUCACACCGUUUUGGACACCCAAUGCACAACUCAGACUUAAUCCUUCGUCUUCUGGGUACCACGGAGCAGACCAGUCCGUCUGGCAGCAAUGAGACCAGCCUUUUGACCUUGAGCAGCGUAUCUGGAGAUCGUAGAAGCUUUACCAAUAUGUUGAUGGUUACCACCACCGUGAGGAUGGUCGACAGGGUUCAUUGCCACACCACGAGUCUUGGGCCAGGAGUUGCGCUUGACGGCAAACUUAUGCUUAGCACGAGACGCCUCUGUAAAGAUUGUUAGCACUGUUUCUCAAUUUUGGGGCCGUCGAACAUACUCAGCAUGGGCUUGUCAGUACGACCACCACCUGCAACAAUACCAAUCAUUCCUCGGGCGGUGCUGAGGACAACCUUCUUCGCACCACUGGGAAGCUUGACUCGGGUCUUGCCCUCGUCGGGGUUGUGUCCGAUGACAGUAACAUAGUUGCCGGAUGUUCGUCCCAGCGCGCCUCGAUCACCGGUCUUCUCUUCGACGUUCGCGACCACGGUACCCUCAGGAACUUGACCCAGAGGCAGGAUGUUGCCCACAGACAAGUUGGCGUUCUUUCCAGCGUAGAUGAACUGGCCAGUGUACAUUCCUUCCACAGCAAUCAUCGUCUCGGUUCGGUGUUUGUAGGCGUACGGGUCUCGGAACUUCACGAGUGCCAGAGGGGCACCACGGCCUGGGUCGUGGAUGAUGUCGGUGACCGUGCCGCGAAGGUAUCCAUGUCGCUCGCCAUAGUCGAGAGUUCUGAACUUGGCCGGUGCCUUGUUGAGCCGGGUAUGGGCAGCUAUGGGAAAAUAUCAGCACAACUCUGAGGGAUGAUUGUCGCCAACGUUAGGCCGCUACUGGAGGUUGGACAUACUGAAGAUGGAGCCUCGGCCCUUUCUCUGAUUUCUGAUGACACGACCCAUCCUGCAACAACGUGAGUAAAGGAUGGAUUGGUACCGUUGGCGGGUGGUUUACCUGGCAGAUGUUGAUGUUGGCGACGACGAGGAUCAAGACAAGAUCGAAGAAAAUUGGAGGUCCUGCCUUCUGUGCGCAGCCAAUGUCCGAAAGUGUGAUAGUUGGCCAGAAAUCUUGGCGUCGAAUUCACGUGACCCAAUUCCUGCAGCUGCCUUGCUCGGCGGACCUUUCAGCACUGGCAUGAAAUUACGGCAGCCGCUUUAGCACAUAUGGUGGUUUUUCUACAUGUACACAAGGUACCUUACUGUACAGUAGUAGAGUCGUGCACUCCCUUACAGUGUGAGUUUAAGUUGUGCCUUUCAUCUCAUCUAGCUUUGAAGAAAAGUGUCUUCUUACCUUUCACUUUCAACGUGUAAGCUAGAGGGGCACGGCGACACUAUAUGCGUGUACUCAUUAGAAACUCCAGCUCACACACUGCUUUUAAGCGACCGGCCAUCGUUACAAUCAACAAUGCUGCCAAUAUUGGACACUCAGGCUAAAGACGUGGUCCUUGGGGGCCUGCACCAAGUGCCCUGUUUGAUGAAGUGCAGGUGGUCAUAUCAGGCUGCCACAUAUCUUGAAACUCAAUGCACAUUCAAUGUCCAGAACCACGCUAUCAUAUCCACACCUUAAGUGCAAUGAUCCCUCUGCAAUAUUGAUGCAGUCGGAUGCAGCCACUGGCUGUAUUCGAAAUCUGCACAAGUUGCAAGGUAAGAAGUGCAAUGAUGAGAGCUAAUAUACAUUUGUCUCCCACGCGGAGUGAGUGUCGGUACUAGCGUACGGAGCUCAGUCGGGGCUCAGCUCUCCACUUACUCUGCCAGUUCCAAUGUCUUUUUGACUCCUUAUGGGCGUUAAGUGGGAUAUGCACCGGCUUAACGUUGUUCACCAGUGAAGUAAAUAUUCAGAGUCAAAAGUUGGAAGCCUCUUGUCUACCAAGAUACGUCAAGCGUCCUCUUGGAGUCGCUAGUGACGAAGUGGUGGAUACUCACCAACCAGUGUACGCGCGGCCCUCGAACACGUCAAGUGUACAAUGUACUCGUAUGACGCUACAUAAGAUAUCUCCUAUCUGCCCACACAUAGGCAUGGUCAGUUCCUUCAAUCUAACAACGAACACCACAGUAAGAAACAAUUUUGAACUCUAUAUUCAUCGCAGUUGAAAGGCACAAUCAUGGAGUCAGACCGAGGACUAUUCUCACAUCACGACAAACCACCCAAAAAGCAAAGUUUACUCGAAAAGCUCGAGCACAAGGUUGAGCAGAAGCUCACCGGUGGGCACCAACAACAAGGCCAUGGCCAGCAGGGCUAUGGCCAGCCAGGUCAGGGCCAGCCCGGUCAAGGCUUUGGCGGGCCAUCUCAAGGCCAGUAUGGCGGUGGUUAUAACCAAGGCUACGGAGGCCAGGGCCAAGGAAUAGGCCAUCAUCAGCAGGGCGGUUUCGAAUCAGGUCGUGGAGGUUUUGAGGGUGGUCGAGGUGGUAUUGGAGGCGGAAAUGAAGGUGGCUUUGGUGGCCAUCAUGGCGGUGGUGGCGACUUUGGCGGAGGCCGCGGUGGUGGUUAUGGAGGCGGUGACUUUGGAGGAGGCCGCGGUGGUGGCUUCGGGGGAGGAGACUUUGGUGGAGGGCGUGGUGGUGGUGGUGGUUUCGGAGGCGGCGACUUUGGUGGAGGCCGCGGAGGAUUUGACGGUGGUAGAGGAGGUGGUCAUCAUGGAGGCGGUGGCCGCGGCGGCGGCGGCUGGUAAACUUUCAGGAUGCCAUUUCACAGUUUGAUACUUUGUCUAUUGAUACCACUCAGUUCGGUCACGAUAGUGACCGCCAGACAAUGCAGGAGGGCUGCAAUUAUAUUCGUUCCUUCUCAAAAUAUCUAGUGCAAGCCUUGCGAGAAUUGCGGACUGUCGCGCAUCCGGCCUGUGAUCAAAGAACUUUUCUACCGUCAUCUACAGUCUCUUCUAAUCGAACUGAUCAAUACCCCG
This is a messenger RNA of Exophiala dermatitidis NIH/UT8656, 3473 nucleotides long. RefSeq lists its product as uncharacterized. NCBI's taxonomy places the organism in Eukaryota, Fungi, Ascomycota, Eurotiomycetes, Chaetothyriales, Herpotrichiellaceae. The transcript has a single exon. The record is from RefSeq and is a predicted model, not a curated record. The coding region runs from base 2676 to 3242 and encodes 188 amino acids.